GCCCCGCCGCCGGCCGCCCGCAGAGGGAGGCGCUCGGCGCCCGGCCCCUCCGCCGCCGCCAGCAGGAAGCAGCGCAGGCGGCGCGGCGCUCCCCGGAGCAGGUUCCUAAAAAUUAGCACUAUGACUGAUGGAGACUAUGAUUAUCUGAUCAAACUCCUGGCCCUUGGAGACUCUGGGGUUGGAAAAACAACGUUCCUCUACAGAUACACCGAUAACAAAUUUAAUCCCAAAUUCAUCACGACAGUAGGGAUAGAUUUUCGGGAAAAACGAGUGGUAUACAAUAGCAGAGGACCAAAUGGAUCUCCAGGAAAAGUCUUCAAGGUGCAUCUCCAGCUUUGGGACACCGCUGGACAGGAAAGAUUUCGAAGCCUCACCACAGCAUUUUUCAGAGAUGCUAUGGGCUUUUUACUGAUGUUCGAUCUCACCAGUCAACAGAGCUUCUUAAAUGUCAGAAAUUGGAUGAGUCAGCUGCAAGCCAAUGCGUAUUGUGAGAAUCCAGAUAUCGUGUUAAUUGGUAAUAAAGCUGAUUUAUCCGACCAACGGGAGGUAAAUGAAAGGCAAGCAAAAGAUCUGGCAGACAAAUACGGCAUCCCCUACUUUGAAACAAGUGCUGCUACCGGCCAGAAUGUGGAGAAGGCCGUGGACACGCUGCUGGACUUGAUAAUGAAACGUAUGGAGCAGUGCGUGGACAAGACGCAAGUCUCUGACACAGCCAACGGAGGAAGCUCGGGGAAGCUGGAUUCAGCAAAGCCGGAGGAGAAGAAGUGUGCCUGCUAAACCUCGCCUCUAAACUGUGAGGACCAGCGAAAAUAUCGCAUCAGAACAUGGCUGACCUACCACCCAAUUCAAACCUGCUCCGUCGAGCCGUGCACAGAAGCAAAGUUCCAUCGUGUUAGUGGGAUCGUGCAUUUUUUUUCUCCAAAGAACUGGUUUCAAAACCUAAAACCUGUAUUGCGGUGAGGCUCUUGUGCUGAAAUAAUUAUUCCUGAUACGG
Messenger RNA from Cygnus atratus (black swan), 994 nucleotides. RefSeq names its product RAB27B, member RAS oncogene family (gene RAB27B). The transcript is spliced from 6 exons. The record is from RefSeq and is a predicted model, not a curated record. Gene Ontology annotation, molecular function: GTP binding; GTPase activity. Gene Ontology annotation, cellular component: melanosome; secretory granule. NCBI's taxonomy places the organism in Eukaryota, Metazoa, Chordata, Aves, Anseriformes, Anatidae. The coding region runs from base 121 to 777 and encodes 218 amino acids. Gene Ontology annotation, biological process: melanosome transport; positive regulation of exocytosis.